UCUUCGCGUAACUGAGGGAGGUGAAGCCAGGGUGAGGGAGGGGGGAGGAAAAUGGCGGAUCAAAUCCCUCUGCACCCGGUUCCGCGUAGCACCCAGCGGAGGGCAGCGUAUUAUACCAACGCCUCAGCCGCGCAGAGGCGUAGCAGGUACCAGGUAGAAGAUGAAUCUUCUCAUUUGGAUGAAAUGCCCUUAAUGAUGUCAGAAGAAGGCUUUGAAAAUGAUGAAAGUGAUUACCAUACUUUACCAAGAGCCAGAAUUUCUCAGAAGAAAAGAGGUUUAGAAUGGUUUGUCUGUGGUGGCUGGAAAUUUCUCUGUACCAGUUGCUGUGAUUGGCUCAUAAACAUUUUCCGGAGAAAGAAAGAACUCAAAGCACGCACAGUAUGGCUUGGAUGUCCUGAAAAAUGUGAAGAAAAAUAUCCAAGAAAUGCUAUAAAAAAUCAAAAAUACAAUAUCUUUACAUUUAUACCUGGGGUUUUAUAUGAACAAUUCAAGUUUUUCUUGAACCUUUAUUUUCUCGUUGUCUCCUGCUCACAGUUUGUACCAGCGCUGAAAAUAGGCUACCUCUACACCUAUUGGGCUCCUCUGGGAUUUGUUUUGGCUGUCACAGUGCUGCGGGAAGCAGUUGAUGAAUUUCGUCGUUACCAGCGAGACAAGGAAAUGAAUUCUCAGUUAUAUAGCAAGCUUACAAUACGAGGCAAAGUGCAAGUUAAAAGUUCAGACAUUCAAGUUGGAGACCUCAUCAUUGUGGAAAAGAAUCAACGAAUCCCAUCUGACAUGGUGUUUCUGAGAACUUCAGAAAAAACAGAAAUGUCUCAGAAUAGGUCAGGUUCAUGUUUUAUCCGAACUGAUCAGCUAGAUGGUGAAACAGACUGGAAACUAAAAGUUGCUGUUAGUUGCACACAGAGAUUACCAGCUUUAGGGGAUCUUUUUUCAAUCAGUGCAUAUGUGUAUGCUCAGAAGCCACAAAUGGAUAUUCACAGCUUUGAGGGUACCUUCACACGGGAAGACAGUGAUCCAGCUGUUCAUGAAAGCCUGAGCAUAGAGAAUACAUUAUGGGCCAGCACUGUUGUUGCCUCAGGAACAGUAAUUGGUGUUGUUAUUUACACUGGAAAAGAGACUCGAAGUGUAAUGAACACCUCCAAUCCAAAGAAUAAGGUUGGUUUGCUGGACCUUGAACUGAAUCAGCUGACCAAAGCACUGUUCUUGGCUUUAGUUGCACUUUCAAUUGUUAUGGUCACUUUGCAAGGAUUUGUGGGGCCGUGGUACCGCAACCUGUUUCGGUUUCUCCUCCUUUUUUCUUACAUAAUCCCAAUCAGUUUACGUGUGAACUUAGAUAUGGGCAAAGCAGCCUAUGGAUGGAUGAUAAUGAAGGAUGACAAUAUUCCUGGAACAGUUGUCCGGACCAGCACCAUACCUGAAGAACUGGGACGUUUGGUAUAUCUACUGACGGAUAAAACAGGUACACUGACCCAGAAUGAGAUGAUAUUUAAGCGCCUCCACUUAGGCACUGUGUCAUAUGGAACAGACACAAUGGAUGAAAUUCAAAAUCAUAUCAUCAAUUCCUACUCCCAGAUGCAUUCCCAAUCUAGUGGAAACAAUGUCAGCUCAACACCUUCCAGAAAGAUGCAGUCUUCUGCCCCUAAGGUCCGCAAAACUGUCAGCAGUCGAAUACAUGAGGCAGUAAAGGCUAUUGCAUUGUGUCACAAUGUUACACCUGUGUAUGAAUCCCGAACAGGAGUGACUGGAGAAACAGAAUAUGCAGAAGUAGAUCAGGAUUUCAGUGAUGAAAACAGAACUUAUCAAGCGUCUAGCCCUGAUGAGGUUGCUCUGGUGCAAUGGACUGAAAGUGUUGGUCUUACUUUGGUGAACAGGGAUUUGACUUCAAUGCAGCUGAAAACCCCCAGUGGACAGAUUCUGACAUACUAUAUUCUGCAAAUUUUCCCUUUUACCUCAGAGAGCAAACGAAUGGGAAUCAUAGUGAGGGAUGAAUCUACAGGUGAAAUCACCUUUUACAUGAAAGGUGCAGAUGUUGCAAUGUCUUCCAUCGUUCAGUAUAAUGACUGGCUAGAAGAAGAGUGUGGUAAUAUGGCAAGAGAAGGACUGCGCACUCUGGUUGUUGCCAAAAAAUCAUUAACAGAAGAACAGUACCAGGAUUUUGAGAAUAGAUACAACCAAGCAAAAUUAAGUAUACAUGACAGAACCCUUAAGGUGGCCGCAGUUGUGGAGAGUUUGGAAAGAGAAAUGGAAUUGUUAUGUCUCACUGGAGUUGAAGAUCAGCUACAAGCUGAUGUUCGGCCUACUCUGGAGAUGCUACGAAAUGCUGGAAUAAAGAUAUGGAUGCUAACAGGAGAUAAAUUAGAGACUGCCACUUGUAUUGCAAAAAGCUCCCACUUAGUAUCCAGAGCACAGGAUAUUCAUAUCUUCAGACCUGUAACAAAUCGUGGAGAAGCUCAUUUGGAGCUAAACGCAUUCAGAAGAAAACAUGACUGUGCUUUGGUAAUAUCUGGGGACUCUCUGGAGGUCUGUCUGAAGUACUACGAGCAUGAAUUUGUAGAGCUCGCAUGUCAGUGUCCGGCUGUAGUAUGUUGCCGAUGUUCUCCCACACAAAAAGCCCAUAUUGUAAAAUUGUUGCAGCAACACACAGGAAAACGUACCUGUGCCAUAGGUGAUGGAGGAAAUGAUGUCAGUAUGAUCCAGGCAGCAGACUGUGGAAUUGGAAUUGAAGGAAAGGAAGGGAAACAAGCUUCCUUGGCUGCUGAUUUUUCCAUUACACAGUUUAAGCAUAUUGGCAGGUUGUUGAUGGUACAUGGUCGAAAUAGUUAUAAAAGAUCAGCAGCACUUGGUCAGUUUGUCAUGCACAGAGGCCUUAUUAUUUCAACUAUGCAGGCUGUGUUUUCUUCAGUCUUCUAUUUUGCAUCUGUUCCUCUAUACCAGGGUUUCCUAAUGGUAGGGUAUGCAACCAUAUACACUAUGUUUCCAGUCUUCUCCUUAGUGUUGGAUCAGGAUGUGAAACCAGAAAUGGCACUGCUAUAUCCAGAACUUUACAAAGACCUUACUAAGGGAAGAUCCUUGUCAUUUAAGACCUUCCUCAUCUGGGUUUUGAUCAGUAUUUAUCAAGGUGGCAUUCUGAUGUAUGGAGCUCUUUUGCUUUUUGAAUCUGAAUUUGUCCACGUUGUUGCCAUUUCCUUCACUGCACUAAUCCUGACUGAACUCCUGAUGGUUGCACUUACCAUACGAACAUGGCACUGGUUAAUGGUGGUGGCUGAAGUCUUCAGUCUCUGCUGCUAUGUGGCCUCUCUUGCAUUUCUAAAUGAAUAUUUUGGUAUAGGCAGAGUGUCUUUUGGAGCUUUCUUAGAUGUUGCCUUUAUCACAACUGUGACCUUCCUGUGGAAAGUGUCAGCCAUCACCGUAGUAAGCUGUCUUCCACUUUAUAUUCUGAAGUACUUAAAACGUAAAUUUUCUCCUCCAAGCUACUCCAAACUUACCUCGUAAAAGUGACUAAACACCUGUGUGACUAAACACCAAUGUGACUCUAGUUAAAAAUUGCUUGAAACAUAUUCAUUCCACUUUAGUCUGUGAUAAGUUAAGGAAGAAAAAAUGAUAAGUAAAAUGGAGCAAGCAGAGCACAAAGAAGACGAAAGCCUUGACGGAUGUAACAAUGAACUUUAAUAGCAGAGCCAUCCAGAUCAUCCAGAUUUCAUUUUGUAUGUGGCUUUUAAAAGCAUCUGAGUUAACAGUGCUUCUGAAUUAUUUAACUGCUUCUAUAAAGGAUUUAUUCCUACUGCACUAUUUUUUGGCACAUAGAACAGAAAAGUUUUUUUUUCCCUGUAAGCUCAUAAUUUCCUGACCAUCAGAUUCUUUCAUAGAAAUGUUCAUUCAUCUUCACAUAAAUGAAGUAUAACAAACCUAGAAACUGUAAAUGCCAUUGUCUGUAUUUGCUGCUAUAUGUAACUCUGAUAUAUGCACUAUAUGAAUUAUGUACAGCUGUCUGCAUAGCACAGUAUUUGUUUAGGAUCUGUGGGUCCUCUUUUUUCCUGUAUUCUCCAUUGCUAGCUGCAUAAGAAAUCAGAAUAUUUGAGCAGCAUUUCAACUGCAAAUGGAGGUCAAGUUGCACAAGAUGUGAUGAAAAUAAUCUUCUGUACAUAAUUUAAUUAUGCCUACUGAUCUGUACAGACUGCUAUAGACUUUACUGUUCAUCAGAUGUUUUAUAAGUUCCUACCUGCUUUGUAUUUGUACAACUUCACUCAAACAGUGUCAGCACAUUCCUGGACAUUUCACAUAGAGGAAUUUACCUUGUAUGGAACAGUCUAGCAACAUGCUACCUUCAUUUUAGUGGAGUUACACACAAGCCCCAUUGAACUGAAUGGAAAUACUGCAGUAGCCAUGCUUAACAGGCCAUGCCCAAAUACCCCAGCCAGUGAUCUGUUCAGGAUGCAGGAGUUCCAGUGCCCACCCAUGCUCAGCUCCCCAUUAAUUUCAACGGAGGGAGCUGAUCCAUGUUUCUUUUUCCCUUUUUUUUUUUUGCAUGCGAACGGACUUUCUUUAGCUUAAAUGAAUGAAGGGCCCCAAGCAUAGUUCAUGUGAACAUAGACAUGGAACUCGAAGUCAGGCAAGUAUGUGCACACCAUGAUCUGUUUCCUUAAGGUUACUCAGGUAAAAAGUGCAGAACGGAUAUAUUAGUAGAAAAUCCAUCAUCUUCCAAAAGAUAAUUUGUGCAUUUCUGAAUUACUCCAAGAAAGGUAAAUGGCACUCUCUGAUCUGAUAGUUAUUUAAAUCUUACGUACUGUACUGUUAUGCAGAAUACACUUUUCUUCCAUAGUACUAUUUCCUUUAUCAAGAAGUACAUAUACCAGGUAUUUCAGCAUAAGUCAGUAAUUAGCUGAAAGAGCAGACAUCCUUUAACCAUGCUUCUUUACUAAAGGAGGAUUUAUUUGUACAUUUUAAGCAGUUAAUACUUGUAUUUUAUAUCAAUAAUACCGUAUUGUUUUGUUAGACUUCUGACAACAGAACUCGUUUUGUAGUUCCGUAGAACCAGCCUCUCAAACCCUUGUUAUUUUCUAAUGAUGCUAAAUGUAACGCUUACAGAAAAAGACUGUUGCCGAACUAUUUGAGCUACAAACCACUCCAUUUGUUUCGAGGCUGAUGUUUAACAGCAGCUGAUUCUUGCUUUAAAACAUUUUUGAACGUCUCUUCAUGAUAAAAGCAAUAAAACCUCAUUUCUACCAGAUAUUCUUGAAAAUUUGUAAAAUAAACAUGUUUGGUAGUGUUUCUUUUA
Messenger RNA from Varanus komodoensis (Komodo dragon), 5275 nucleotides. It is a transcript of the gene ATP9B, whose product is annotated as ATPase phospholipid transporting 9B (putative). The transcript has 31 exons. Gene Ontology annotation, molecular function: ATP hydrolysis activity; magnesium ion binding; ATP binding. The coding region runs from base 52 to 3492 and encodes 1146 amino acids. Lineage: Eukaryota; Metazoa; Chordata; Lepidosauria; Squamata; Varanidae. Gene Ontology annotation, cellular component: plasma membrane; trans-Golgi network; endosome. The record is from RefSeq and is a predicted model, not a curated record. Gene Ontology annotation, biological process: endocytosis; phospholipid translocation; retrograde vesicle-mediated transport, Golgi to endoplasmic reticulum.